AUGUCCGCCCUCACGCUCACCGACGUUCCGGGGGAGGUCCUGCAGACGAUGGUCCGCCGCGGUUACCUCCCACCUUCGUCGAUCCUCGCCCUCGCGCUCACCACCCGCUCUCUCCGCUGGCUGGUCGCCGACAACACAAACACCGGCGGGUCUAACGACCCCCUCUACGCCCUCGCCGCUCGUUCGCUCACCGCAUGCACCCCCACAGUCAUCCCCACGCUUCCGCCGGACGUCGUCGACGCCGCUGCCCUCGUCGCGUUUAAGAACAGGUGGAUUGUCGCCGCACGCCGGACGAUCCCUCGCGCGAUCUCGCUCCUCACGUCCUCGUGCGGACACGACGCUUUGGGCGCCAUCCGCCAACACGCUCCGGACGCCUUUGCUGCCCUCGCCGAGCUUUACGUGCCCGACUUUGCUGCGGGUACGCUCACGGACGGCUGCACGGACGACUACCUCAUCUCUCUGGUGACCAUCGAGCUUGCCGAAGGCGUUGGAGGGCGGCUCGCCGAGCUGCGCACCAUCGAAGGAGGUGAGCCACCCAUCAUCGAGUUUGCCGACGACGCCAACCUGGCCGCCCCGAUCCGCGAUCUCGUCCGCCGCCUUCACGCCACACGCACGAUUGAGCUGCGGAUCGUCCCUGCCGGGCUGGUGCGGCGCGGACGGCGCAAGGCGGACGACGAGUCCGAGGACUGGCAUCCUUCCGCGCCCGACAACCCUGCCGACAACACUGCUGACACGCCCACCGACCAGCUCGCCCACCUCUCCGACCCGUCGGCACUUUCCUCCAUCUCGCUCGACUUUCUUCCGGACAUCAUCACGUCGGCUCCACUCGACACCGUCCUUGCCGUCCUUGACCUCGGCCUUGACGACCACCUUGCAAACAACGCUGAGGCGUGCGAGCUUGCGUUGUGGUCGGCCCUCGCUAUCCUCGACCCCGACUCUCUCCUCGACGCCGCCGUCUUUGCUGCUGUGGCCGAGCGUCUCACCCCGCUCACGCCAGCCUGGUCGACCGCGUUUGUCACCGCCGACCCGCCGUUCCCGUCCUCGCUCCUCCGCUCGGUCGACCUCGCCGACCCGGCCGUCGCUGACGCCGUCUUCGCAACCAUCAUGGACGACGAUCGCUCGCACGUUGCGACCGGCUUUGGCAGAGGUCAGCGUACCGGCUUUGGCGGAGGCCAGCGUACCGGCUUUGGCGGCUUUGGCGGAGGCCAGCGUACCGGCUUUGGCGGAGGCCAGCUUACGCUCAUGCGCAUCAUCCCGCACGUCUCGCUGCGCGCCGCACAGGCUGCCUUUGAUGGCCUCAUCGUGCGCUCACGCGCAACCUUGCCCAGAACCGCGUGGCUGGUCAGCCUCCUCCUCGAACUCCGCCGCGACAUUGUUGUCGCCACGGAGCAUGUCCCGGCAGCUGUCCAGGCGGCCACUUCCUUUGGCCAAGCCGCCGCGUUGCAGCGCCUGCUGGCCCGCACCGACGGGGUCACCCCCGACAUGGUGGUCACCGUGCUCCUGGACGCCAUCACUGCCGACUCGGUGGCACUCAUCGACGCAGUGCUUGCGAGUGGCGUCGACGUCGCAGCUGCGGUGGCGUCGACCGCGGGCAGCGAGCGCGCGAUGCUGCGGAUGGGCAUGGCGAUGGUCCGGUCGCUGAACAACGGCCAGCCCCGUACGUCGUUUGCCGUCGCUCCGCACCUCGUCGGCCUCCCUGGCUUCCUCGACGUCUACCGCCCCGUGUACGUCUCGUUCCUCCAAGCUGCGGUCAGCGCUGGCGGCGCAAACGUCGGCCUCGCUCUUACCACCGCCUCGGCCGCAGGCUUUUCUCCCGCCGAGCUCGCCAAAAUCCUCUCCCCGCCCCUGCCAGAGCAUGUCGUUCCCGAGCGCCUGUCAGCGUGGCAGAUGAACAGGGUUGUCGCUGCUGUCGAGGCAGGACCUGCGGCGUGUGCUGACGAGCUGGUGUUGGCGGCACAGCGUUCCAUGUGGACGACUGCAGUGGCUCUGCGCGAUGCUGCCGCCACACUCUCGGUCGAGCAGGUGGUUGACAUCGCGUUUGCUGCCGUCUUCUCCCUCAUCACCGGGUACUGCGUCGCCGACAUUAGCCUCAACGAAGCCGUGGCUCUUGUCUCGCUCUUGCGUGGGCGAGAAGCCGAGGUCAUUGCCACCUGCUCUGCGCUCGCGGUUGCCGCGGCGGCCGACUCGGAAGGGGAAGAGCACGACGGCAGCCGGUGUCGCGACCCGUGGGCCCGACUCGACAAGCAGCGGCAAGGCGGGCUGGCGUCGCUGUUUUUCAAGGUCAUUGCGUCGAACGUGGAUGUUGUCUCUGCGCACGUCACAGAGUAA
Messenger RNA from Thecamonas trahens ATCC 50062, 2328 nucleotides. RefSeq lists its product as uncharacterized. Lineage: Eukaryota; Apusomonadida; Apusomonadidae. Bases 1 to 2328 code for a protein of 775 amino acids. The record is from RefSeq and is a predicted model, not a curated record. The transcript is spliced from 3 exons.